Plodia interpunctella (Indianmeal moth) is the source of this 4984-nucleotide messenger RNA. Its product is annotated as chorion peroxidase-like. Lineage: Eukaryota; Metazoa; Arthropoda; Insecta; Lepidoptera; Pyralidae. The transcript has 13 exons. Bases 192 to 4844 code for a protein of 1550 amino acids. Gene Ontology annotation, molecular function: heme binding; peroxidase activity. Gene Ontology annotation, biological process: response to oxidative stress. The record is from RefSeq and is a predicted model, not a curated record.
CCAUAACCUUUAAAAAAAAAAGAAAAAAAAAAUACAAACCUGUCAGUUGAUAAAAAAGAAAAAAAUAGGCGAAAGGAUCUGGCGCAUACAGCCGCGGACCGCGCGCUAAUUUGACGUUACGUUCGAACUUUGAAAUCGCGAGUGUUUUGUUUUUUAUAGCAAAGGAAUAGUACUGUGAUUAUGUUCUGAAGAUGGAAGUAUUACGGUACAAACUCAUCUUUUUAUUAAUAUGGAUGAUAAGCAAGAGUGACCAAAAAUCAAUUGACUUAAUAAACAGUUCAUCGAAAAUUCACAAUAAAUGUCCAUUUUCGAAAAUAAUAGAAGACGUAUUUAAAAUACAUAAUAAAACUUCAGAUGUAGGCAUCCAUCUAAAAGACAGCGAACGCGCGAAGAUAUUUCUCAAUUCCAUAUCUAAUAUCACUGUAAAUGACAGCGCUGAUAAUCCCGACCAAGACACAUUAGUAGACAAUAUCAUAGCAUCCAUAAAUAGAAUAAAGAAUAAUAUAACAACUGUCGGAAGCAAUGAAAGCAAAAUGAACGAAGCAAUCAUUUUAGAUAAUCAAGUUAGAAGAGUAGAUGACAAAUUAGAUGUUAAUUUCUCAACAGAAAUUCCACUCAAAAAAGUCACUCAAAUAAAAAGUGGAAUCGAAGAGAAAAAUGAUGUGAUGAAACUAAAAAUUCAAUCAAAAAACAAUAAUGAUAGCAAAAGUCGAAUAGAAAAUCAAGACUUAACCGGUACUACAACAACUGAAAAGAUAAAUUAUGUAGAAAUACUUACCAUCGAACCCAAUAACACAAGUUCUCAUAAUACUACUACGCACAACAUAAUAGAAGUUCUAAAACACUUAAUGCCCAUGUUUAAUAGCACAUUAACAAAAGAACUUCACAACAUAACGAUCGUAGAAACGAACCAUCAUAGAAACCAUUCAUUUGUAACAACCAAGAAUGUUUCAACAAUAUUAGUGACUUACUGCGACAAAGAAAAUUUAACUAAAGCUAAUAUCACCAUCAAUGAUCCAGAGACUGAUAUGAAAAUACCUUUGAAUAUACAAAAUGAUGAUUUUUAUUUAGAUGAUGACACAGACGAUAAUGACGAUUACGUAAACCCAUCCAAUGCUACUGAAGUAAAAAAGGAGAUAUUAGAAGCAGCUGAAUAUGGAAUGCAGAAAAUGCACGAAUUGUAUACGGUUGUGGAGCCAAAAUUAUAUUCCAUGGGUUUAUGGCUGGACGACACGAACCCAGCACGCUACGUAGCUGCCUUCAACGCACCAUCAGAGGAUGCCGCGAGAUUCUCACGCUACGGAUACGCGUCGUUGCAAGCCGCUCAGAGACUAUUGCAGCUAACCAGUGUUGGAGAUGGCCUGCAAGGUCGCACCGAGGAAGAUCAGUUCCCGUCGGCCAGCGCACUGCGCCAGUCGCCGCUGCUGGAGCACUGUCCUCUCCGGAAGACGACCAAAUGCCCGCCUGCUUCCAAAAGAUACCGAACCCACGACGGGACGUGCAACAACCUGAGCCGGUCGCGAUGGGGCUCCACCAUGACGCCAGUGCAACGCUUCCUGCAGCCAUCCUACGCGGACGGCAUCCAGGCCCCGCGCCGAUCCGUGUUCGGGGGGAAGCUACCAUCGGCCAGAGAGAUCAGCUCCGUGGUCCACGAAUCGAAGAACGUUGAGUCUCCAGGCAUCACGCAUCUGCUGAUGCAGUGGGGGCAGUUCGUGGACCAUGACGUCACAUCGUCCUCCCAGACGAGGGGCUUCAACGGAUCUGUUCCCCGGUGCUGCAAGGAUGGAGGGAAAGGCUUCGUUUCUAAAGAGCAUAUGCAUCCGGAAUGUUUCCCCAUCGAGGUACAGCCAUCAGACCCAUUCUACGGUCCGCGCGGUGUCCGCUGUCUGGACUUCGUAAGGUCCUCGCCGGCGCCUCGCGACGACUGCGCGUUGGGCUGGAGGGAGCAGCUCAAUCAGGUGUCCGCGUAUAUUGAUGGGUCGCCGAUUUAUGGCAGUUCCGCGCGGCAGUCGGACAAGCUACGGCUGCUUAGGAAUGGAAUGCUACAAUACGGCCGGGUCCAGCAACGCCGGCCCGUGCUGCCGCCGGAGCGGCGCGACGAGCUGUGCCGAGGCGGCGCCGUGUCCACGGAGUGCUUCAAGUCUGGAGACGCGCGCGUCAACGAACAGCCGGGUCUCGUGGCGCUCCAUAUCGUCUGGCUGAGGCAGCAUAACAGGAUGGCUCAAGAACUGGCACAUCUAAACCCGCACUGGAGCGACGAGAAGAUCUACCAGGAGACACGGAAGAUAGUUGGAGCUAUGGUUCAGCACAUCACUUACAAGGAAUUCCUGCCCAUCGUUCUAGGCGCCGAAGUCAUGAGGCUCUUUGACCUGGAGCCUCUGAAGAAGGGUUUCUACAAAAACUACAACCUCAAAGUUAACCCCAGCCCCGCCUCCUCCUUCGCCUCAGCCGCCUUCCGGUUCGGACACAGCCUCGUCCAGGGAUCCUUGAUGCGGUUCGACCGGUUUCAUAGACCGAUGAAGAAUAACGUAUCCCUCCAUAACGAGCUGACAAAUCCAUCUAACAUCUGGAGCAUGGGAGCGGUAGACCGAGUCCUCCUAGGCAUGGUGAACCAACCCAUCCAAAAACGGGACGAAUUCAUAACGGAAGAACUGACUAACCAUUUGUUCCAAACCCCUCAUUUUGACUUUGGGAUGGAUUUAGCAGCGAUCAACAUUCAGAGAGGAAGAGACCAUGGAGUAGCUCCUUAUAUAUCAUGGAGAGAGCCUUGUGGACUAUCAGCUAUUGAGGACUUUCAAGACCUUUUAAGAGUAAUGCCAGCAAGGACAGCGAAGAAACUGCAAGCUCUGUACAGACAUGUGGAAGACAUAGACCUGUUCACUGGAGGCAUGUCUGAGAGACCAGUUGUAGGUGGACUCGUAGGACCAACCUUUGCUUGCAUCAUUGCGCAACAAUUCUCAAAUUUGCGGAAGGGUGAUCGGUUUUGGUACGAAAAUGGCGGUUUUGAAUCAUCAUUCACUCCUGCGCAGCUCCAGCAGAUACGGAGAAUUUCCUUAGCACAAGUCCUAUGCCAUACGUUAGAUACAAUUGACAAUAUACAACCAUUCGUAUUCCUAUCCCCCGAAAACCCUGACAAUGACAGAAUAUCGUGCCAAAAUGGCUUACUCAGUAACUUUGACUUGUCUCCCUGGAUAGAAGUAAGUUCUAUUUCUAACAAUGAUAUUAGCAAAGCUGAUGACGAACCUAGUACACAGACACCUAAACGGACUAAACCAACUACUACUACAAUCAAACCUACUACGACUAGGCCUACGACGACAUCUAAACCUAGAACAACCACGAGAAAAGCUAUUAAACUUGCAGCUUCUAACAAAAUAGUUCAAAAAAGACCUUCACCUUUGACUACAACUAACUCAACAACACCUGUAAACAAGACUAAUGAUAAAGUUAUUAAUAAAGCGAACUCUACUGACACUAUUGACGAAGACCAAUUUACUAUUUCUUUGCCAACUGACAUAACAGAAAACGGGACUGUUCAUAUGAUUGACGAUAAACUUGACUUUAAAAACAAAAGCCGACGAUACGACAACUCUGACAAAACUAACGUGAGACAUAACAUAAAAGAUAAUCCCACCAAGUCUUAUGAAUAUGAAGACAAUGACAACGUACAUCACGUGCAAUCUGUAGUUAUAAACAACUUACCAAACAAACGACCUUAUCAUCAUAACAGACCUUUACUGACUGUAACAGAAAAUACAAAUAAAUACACGUACCUUAUAAACUACGUUCCCCGACCGACUGAAUCUUGGCGACGGACUACUCGAAAAACUUAUGACAGAGACGUGGUAAAAGUGACAUACCAAAAUUAUGAUGAUACCUAUAGACGACCUAACCCUUAUUACUAUAACAGACGUGACGAUAUAACUAAUGACGCUAUUGACUCGAGACACAGAACAAUUACGAAGACUACUAAUAAAGACCAUUUCCAUUCUUCAGCCAGAGCUAAUGACGAUGAAGUUGUGACAACAAAAACUAAAAUCGUUGAGGAGGACGACAAGACUGAAAAUCAAUUGAGCUCGACAACUGAAAACUUAUAUAAAUUAGUGACUUUUGGCUACAUUGGAAACUACAAAGGAAACGAUGUCAAAAACUCUGACUUGACUAGAAUAGAACAAGCUGAAACUAAAAAAGGAGAAACAAAUUUAGAUGGUAUAAGCAAGGAUUUCUCCACUUAUGUGACAAAGAGAUCUGACGAAGUACUUGACAGCGACAAAGACACUAAUAACAUGAGACUAUCGACAUUUUACUUUUACGACACAGCAACUAAGCCUUAUAGCAACUUAGCAAGACCGACCAGACGACACGACGAAGACUAUAUACAAAACAUUAAAGCUAACAGUAAAUACUAUUACAUUAAGAACGUUUUACACAAAUAUCCAGACACAGAUUCUGUAGAUACGGACAAGAAUAUUAUCGAAAAGAAAAAUGUAACUAUAGAAUUAGGGAACCCUCCAGAAAUUAAUAUAGAAGAAAGAUCGUCAGCAAGCAAAUUGGCAUUUUUGGAUGAAAUUGAAUCUAAAUCAGCAAAUGCUGAUAAAACCAAACUGAAAAUUACAAAAAAAAAGCCUACUAACGAUCCUGCCAAAACACCAUCUGUGGCAUUUGAAGUUAUACCUAGCGAAAACAGUCCUGCACAAUGGGCAGUGUACGAAGAGGACGAGAGCCUCCCUGAAGGACUACCACAUCGUAUGCCGGCGAUACACACAGACCCCUACGCCCUGAAGGAACUGCCAAAACCCAUGGACUUGAACAACAUGAGGAGACGGAGACCAGGGAGGCUUUGAUGAUGGCAGAGUAAUGUUUGAUAAUAGAUAUGACAAUAUUACAGACGUCGAACGACGAGGAAAAUUUGACAGAUUAUCAUGAAGCUUCCCCUCUUCCCCUGAUUACUUAAAUACAUUUUUCAAUAACUAGAACAGACUUA